CAUUACCGAUUACCGUUCCACUGCAACCAUAAAGCCCCUCUAGCUCCUCUAUGGAUAUUAAGAGGACCGCUAUAUCACCGGAACCCGUUUCUCUCGUAGCGGGAUCAUCACCUCAGGAGUUUUCACCUAGCACCCUGCUCCAGGGAAUAGCGAAGAGAAGAAGUCGAGCGAACUGCGUGUUCGUUGUCGUCGUCGCCGUCGUUCUCCUUGGCUUGGCGAGCCUCGUGUAUUCGUGGCUGUUCCAUUCCACUCUGACCCAUUCUCGUCAACAAAGUCGUGCUGCCAAUUUCUGUUGCCCGCUCAUCGUUUAUGACCUGUACAAUGUGAUGAACGAGAGCAAGGAUCCCUGCACACAGUUCUACCCUUACACCUGCUAUGCGUGGAAACAAAAUCGUUCUACUACGGUUCGCAAGCAUCUUAUGGAAGACGUCGUUCAUCCAAUCCUCCAAAUGAAGGCCCCUAUCUUGAAUGGAAAGGAGGUCGCCAGUUCACCAUCAGCCAGGAUCAUUGCUUAUCACUAUGGAAGUUGCAUUCAGCAGGGACAUGAAAGCCUCGAUAUUAUUAUCAACACGUCGAUCCACGCAGUACUCGAGCUUCUACGAGGCAACCUCUCUCCAGCGUCUUCUCAGGCCGUCCUGCUAGAAAAUGCGUUAUACCUGAGCGCCGAAUGCUACCUCUACUCCUUCAUGGACUCCUACUAUAUCGAGAAUCCGAAGCGAGGCACUGCGACCAUGUACAUCCAAGUCAGCGACAGAGGUCAGGACGCCCUGCGGAGGAAUACACUUGAAAUUGCCACGCCAAUCCUGAACAACCAUUUCGGUAUGAGAGUAUUAGUUGAUGACGUCAUGAACUUCAUGCGAGAAAUUCAACGACGUCCGCCCGACAUGCCACCAGUAAGGGAAAAGACAGACCUGGACGCGUCAACUAUAAGCUCGCCACAAGAAGUAGGUCGCUGGAAUGUUACUUUCAAUCACUUGCACGAGCUACAACCGAAAAUACGGCAAGAAACCUGGGACACAGUCUUCGAUUCGCUUCAGUACUGGAGAAAUUCGACGCGCAUCGAAGUCACCAAUCGUCCAGGAACCGCUCACAUCCUCGGCCUCUUCGCAGACGACAGCAAGCGACGCGAAGCCAUAUCGCUUCUCGUGUUAUUGCCAGCAGCUUCACUAGACCCCGGCCUCUGGAACCAUCAGGAAAUCAGUGGUCCCGAGAGCGCCAGGACAUGCGAAAGAAACAUCAACGUUAUCUACCCUUUGUGGGAUGACGCACUCAGCAGGGCACUGACCACUGCCGAAAGCGACGCCACGGUUCGCAAGAUAUACAGCGACGCCGUGUCUGCCGUUAAGAACGAGGCAUUCCGCCGCUACGAAUCGUCGCAGCACUCCACCAUAGUCAGUGUCCUGCGGAAGAAAUCUCUCCUGCUCCCUUCGGAAAGAAACCCGACCGACUUGAACCCGAGUUUCGUCCCGAUCAAGGGGAGCCAUGACGACGUGUCGCGCUCCUACUUGCACUGCAAAAACAACUUGGCGCUUUUUAGAUACUGGGCGCUCUACGAUAGGUAUCAGGAACUUAAUUUCUUUACACCAGAUUUUGCGCAGGGCAGGGACGUCUACGACACGUCAAUUCUGAUAGCUGACGAGUACAUCUACGUUCCACCAACGGCGUACGCUCUUCUGCACCUUGAGGCAGCCACAGAUAGGUUGGUCAACAUGGCCAUAUUGGGCAUUCAAUUCGUAGACGCCCUGUGGACGGCCAUAAUUAAUAACGUCGACGAAGCGGACACUUCUUUGACCUUAUGGAAGUGUAGAGGACUGAACGGCGCUGAAGCCUUGAACUCUUUCAGUCUUCCUUGGCUCACCCUCGGCACUACGGCGCUAGCGUCCAUGGAGCCUACCUGGACCACAAUGAUGGAAGGCUGGGGAGCGAUGAAGGUAUCACCGAGCAGAGUGUUUUACAUGCUGGUGUUUUAUCACCACGUCUGCAACAGUGAGAUAGACACCGAAAGAUCCAGGCAGCUGAGCCGUUUUGUGAGUUCGGUGCCAGAUUUCAACGCGGCUUUCAACUGUACAAAGCGCAACGAUACGUGGCGUGAAAGAUGCGAAGGUUUGAAACAUGAAGCCAUACAUGAAACAUGAGGUUUAGCUAUAGCAGUUUGAAUAAUUGGGAAUGAUAUGCGACUUGUCUGUGAGUGACAUGCGUGACUCUUAGCUUACCGACCGACUGAACCUUGGCUAUCGCGUGUCAUAUAUAUUUUAACGUUAUGUUAACGUUCGUUAUAUUAAUUUAUAUUAAUCGUUUAGAAAUCGCAACGUAGUAAAAACGAUAGCUUCA
Molecule: messenger RNA, 2331 nt
Organism: Ornithodoros turicata
Lineage: Eukaryota; Metazoa; Arthropoda; Arachnida; Ixodida; Argasidae
Exons: 4
Coding region: 51-2135 (694 amino acids)
Molecular function (GO): metallopeptidase activity
Source: RefSeq, a predicted model, not a curated record